AUGGACGUGUGGGGCCCGGCCCGCGUCCGUGGACAGGGUCACCAGCGCUACUUCCUGCUGGUGGUUGACGACUACUCGCGUUACACCACAGUCUUCCCCUUGCGCAGCAAGGGUGAUGUCACUGAGGUGUUGAUCGACUGGAUCCGCGCAGCUCGUCUCCAGCUCAGGAGGAGCUUCGGCUCGGACUUUCCUAUUCUGCGUCUGCACUCUGACCGGGGUGGAGAGUUCUCCUCUGGCCUUCUGCGAGCCUACUGUCGUGCACGAGGCAUCCGGCAGACCUUUACGCUUCCGGACUCUCCACAGCAAAAUGGGAUUGCUGAGCGCCGCAUUGGCAUGGUCAUGGACGUUGCUCGUACAUCCAUGAUGCAUGCGGCUGCCCCCCAUUUUCUGCGGCCGUUUGCGGUUCGGUACGCGGCGUAUCAGAUCAACCUUCACCCCAGGGUCUCCCGACCGGAGACCUCCCCAGCUCUGCUGUGGACGGGGAAGGUCGGCGAUGCGGCUGCGUUCCGUGUCUGGGGAUCUCGGGCGUUUGUCCGCGACUUGUCUGCGGACAAGCUGUCCCCUCGUGCUGCUCCCUGUGUCUUCCUAGGCUUCCCCCCUGACGCCCCAAGGUGGCAGUUCUACCACCCCUCCUCUCGUCGUGUUCUGUCCUCCCAGUACGUUACGUUCAACAAGUCAGUCCCCUUCUACUGUCUCUUCCCCUACCGCACUCCUUCCCUCCCCCCGCCGCCGCACUUCCUUGUGCCAGACGCAGUUGAGCCGGUCGAGGUUGCUUGUGACUCUGGUACUGCUACGGGUGCUGAGCUUGGGGGUGCUGACUCUGGGGGUGCUACGCGCGUGGGUGCUGAGCCUGGGUGUGCUGAGUCUUGGGGUGCUGAGCCUGGGGGUGCUGAGCCUGGGGGUGCUGAGUCUGGGUGUGCUGAGCCUGGGGGUGCUGAGUCUGGGGGUGCUACGUCAGGAGCUGCUGAGCCUGGGGGUGCUGCGUCUGGAGCUGGUGAGCCUGGAGGUGCGGAGCCUGGGGGUGCUGCGUCUUGUGCUACUGAGCCUGGAGGCGUGCUCCUGGAGCUGGAGCUUCUUCGGCCGCUGAGGGUGCUGGCACCGCCGGUCCCGGAGCUGCUGGGCCUGCGGGUCCUACUGGGGCUGGAGCUGCUGAGGGUGUUGGUGCUGAGACUGCUGCUGUCUAACCUGGCGGUGGUCCUGCUGCUGGUGCUGCUGGAGGUCCUGCCGCUGGAGGUGCUGUUGGCGCUGGUGCUGCCGCUAGGGGUGCUGCUGCUGUCCCUGCUGUGUCUGGAGCUGUCGCACGGCCUCGGCCGUACUUCGUUCCGCUCCUUCAGCAGGUUCUUGCGUCCUCCUCCUGUCCCUGGCACGCACCGGAUGUCUCUGCGUCCGUCCACUGCUCCUCUGCGUGCCCCUUUGCCUUCCCCUCCUGCGUCCUCUCUUCCUGCGCUUGCCGACCCGGAGUCGGACUCUCUUCGUGCUGCCAGUCCUACUGUCACGCGUCUUCUUGCUACUGUCGUCACUUACCCCUCUUUUGAGUCCACUGCUGCGUCUGCUCUUGUUGCUGAGCUCGUCGACUUUGCUGCUCGCUGUCGUCUCGACUACGCUGCUAGUCUUGUUGCUGAGUCUGCGUCUGUCUGUCCUCCGUCCGUCGGGGGUGAGUGUGCUCUUGGAACGGACGUCCUUGAGGACAGGCAGGAGGAGUUCCAGUGUCUGGCUGCUGCUUCACCUCAUCUCGCGUCUGGACUACUUGGCCGUGAGGGAGACCCGGAUGCACUGGACAUCCCGACUCCGCGCUCUUACGCGGAGGCCGUAGAGGGUCCCUACUCCUCUCAGUGGCAGGCAGCUAUGGAUGCAGAGAUGGCUUCCUGGAAGUCCACAGGCACCUACGUUGACGCGGUUCCCCCUCCUGGGGCGAACAUCAUCAGUGGCAUGUGGAUCUUCAGGGUGAAGCGGCCGCCGGGCUCUCCACCUGUCUUCAAGGCGCGGUACGUGGCGCGUGGCUUCAGUCAGCGGCAGGGAGUUGACUACUUUCAGACCUUCUCUCCCACCCCGAAGAUGACCACUCUUCGGGUGCUACUGCACAUAGCCGCCUAG
Closterium sp. NIES-65 is the source of this 2094-nucleotide messenger RNA. NCBI's taxonomy places the organism in Eukaryota, Viridiplantae, Streptophyta, Zygnematophyceae, Desmidiales, Closteriaceae. The record is from the annotation of a GenBank genome assembly.